GCUAUUGAACUGAUAUGGCGAUGCAGAACUACCCAGCACCUGGGGGGAUCCUUAUGCAGGACAAUAGAGUCUACACUGCCCAGCCAGUAAUAGUGUCCAUGCCUGACCAAAACGUCAAUGAUGAUAUAAUUUUUUCCACAUUCAAUCUUCACUUCUGCAACCCUUGCUGUCUUGGGUUUGGGGCCUUUUACAACUCAAUAAAGGCCAGGGACAGCAGAUUGCUUGGAGACUUCCCAAUGGCACGGUCUUAUGGCGCCAGAGCUCGCCGCAUAAACAUUGCUGCCAUCGUUAUUGGUUCCAUCGCUAUACUUAUCUUCAUCAUCGUCCUUGCCAAGUCAAUGAAUCAACUCACAUCAAGUUAUUACCAUCAUUAACUUCAUCAAAGAAUUGAUGUCUGAAUGUUUUUUGCUUUUUUAAUGCCUGUCAUUAAAACAUUUAUACUUGUUGAAACUUUGCUUUGUUCUUGUUUGGUCAUUGUCACACA
Sinocyclocheilus rhinocerous is the source of this 484-nucleotide messenger RNA. Its product is annotated as dispanin subfamily A member 2b-like. Bases 15 to 374 code for a protein of 119 amino acids. Gene Ontology annotation, cellular component: plasma membrane. Lineage: Eukaryota; Metazoa; Chordata; Actinopteri; Cypriniformes; Cyprinidae. The transcript is spliced from 2 exons. The record is from RefSeq and is a predicted model, not a curated record.